AAGGUUCACCAGCUAGGUAGGGUGCUUUCUCCUCCUCCUUGCCCUGCCCUGUCCUGACACAUGGACAAAUGAACAUCUAGCAAUUCCCCUCUAGGACUGCAGCAGCAAAGAUGAUGGAGAUCACGGAGCUCCAGAAGAUUGGUGUGGGACUUGUGGGCUUUGGAGCAUUUUUCCUUCUUUUUGGAAUGCUGUUGUACAUGGACUCAGUGCUGCUCGCAUUUGGAAAUAUCUUGUUCCUGUCUGGUCUGGCCAUUAUCAUUGGACUAAAGAGGACUUUUGGCUUCUUCUUCCAAAAGCAAAAGCUUAAAGGAACCUCUUUCUUUUUGGGAGGCAUACUUAUUGUCUUGCUCAAGUGGCCUGUCCUGGGCAUGCUGCUGGAGACCUAUGGCUUCAUUAACCUCUUCAGGAACUUCUUCCCAAUAGCCUUUGGAUUUCUGGGAUCAUUGGUGAACAUCCCAUUUUUGAGCAAGCUGUUCCAGAAACUUGGAGACACCAGUUCCAUGGUAUAGCCUAGAUGGACAGCCUCCAGAGAAAGAUAACAUCACCUUCUGCAAGCAAACUCACCUUUUUAUGCAGCUUUUUGUGUUUGCAAUGAUUUAUCCCUGGGCUCCUGAGAACUGCCAUGGGCACCCCAGACAAAAACACUUUCUGAAGUCCCUUCCAAUCCACACAUCACAUGAAAGUAAUUUUCAUGAUGUCCCCAGCUCCACAGGUCCCUUCUACAGCGACCAUGUCCCCAAGAAUUUUGUUGCCCUAUUACCUCCUCAUGGAAGCCACGGCCCAUUUCAUACAUUUUAAAGCCCAGUGUAAUCAGCAAUGGGAACAUUUGGCAAGCUCAUAGCACAGCAGGAAUUAUAAGGAUAUAUAAAUUGUAUUUCUAUGCACAAGUGAUUACAUGAGUGACAAGGGCUACAUCAACAGCCUUGUAUAUACACACACUACAAUGAGCAUAGGUUCAAUGAGCAUCAAAACAUGGCAUGCCCUCUAAUAAUAAUAAUAAUAAAAUUUUAUUUAUAUCCCAUCCUCCCCGCCGAGGCGGGCUCAGGGCGGCUAACAACAUUUCAUAAAAUUACACAGUGGUACAAGGGCCUCCUAAAGAUAAAUCCAACAUUUAGGAUUCUCUUGUCAAAUUGUUCCCAGUUUCCAAACAGAUAACAUCAGUUUGGAACUGUCAUCUUUCAAUCAUCUGCAGCUGAAUGAAUUAGCAAGGUUACUCACAUUUGGUUAUUUCAUUGGCAAGGUAUAUGCACAGAUUUCUAUUGUCACUUUUAGCCCCAGGUCAAAGUGAGAUGUAAAAGUUUCUGAAGCUCUUCAAAAACUUGCAAAACUGGGUUAUCAGAGGUACCCUAGUGGGUAAAUUUAUCCCAAGGUUAACAUUGCAUCCUUCCCACUGUUUCAAGAAUCUCUGAAACAACUAGCAUGUAUCUCCAACUACAGGAUAAAAUCAUGGUGCCUUACUAAAUUACAGGGUCUAACUUAAGUAAUUUCUCAGCAUCCAGUUCAAGGGACAAGGCAACCCAUGCGAAGACACCUUCACAAUUUGACUUUCUUCUCCUGUCAAAUUCAGUCAUAGGCCUGGUUGUAAAAUCAACUGAAAGACUAGGAAAUAAAUUCCCAACAAACAAGAUUGUAUUGUCGAGCUAUGCAGGGAGAGGUAUUGGGAAAGUUUCUCACAAUGACUUGUAGAAACUGUACUUUGGAUCAAUGUCUAUUACAAAACAACAACCAGCACCACAUAUGACUUUCCAUCACUGCAACUAUUUUUGUGUACUUUUUAUUUUUAUGUAUUUAAUAUAUAAAAUAAAUUCUGUUUAUCAAAAUGUCAUAUUUGUAAAAUAAAUUACAUGAAACAAAAGAUAGUUUUUGCAAAACUCAAA
Molecule: messenger RNA, 1877 nt
Organism: Heteronotia binoei (common prickly gecko)
Lineage: Eukaryota; Metazoa; Chordata; Lepidosauria; Squamata; Gekkonidae
Gene: GOLT1A
Product: golgi transport 1A
Exons: 5
Coding region: 111-509 (132 amino acids)
Biological process (GO): endoplasmic reticulum to Golgi vesicle-mediated transport; retrograde transport, endosome to Golgi
Cellular component (GO): endoplasmic reticulum; membrane
Source: RefSeq, a predicted model, not a curated record